Messenger RNA from Cucurbita moschata (crookneck pumpkin), 538 nucleotides. Its product is annotated as probable uridine nucleosidase 2. Gene Ontology annotation, molecular function: purine nucleosidase activity. NCBI's taxonomy places the organism in Eukaryota, Viridiplantae, Streptophyta, Magnoliopsida, Cucurbitales, Cucurbitaceae. The record is from RefSeq and is a predicted model, not a curated record. The transcript is spliced from 3 exons. Gene Ontology annotation, biological process: purine nucleoside catabolic process. Gene Ontology annotation, cellular component: cytosol. Bases 242 to 523 code for a protein of 93 amino acids.
AUUCCACCCUUUCUACAAUGGCGGGUGAACACAAAAAGGCCAUCAGCUUUUCGCUUUCCUUUUCACUUUUCCACUGAAUUUCGAGGAGAUCAUCCACAUUCCUCAACUUGAAUGGUUACAAUAUUUAAUUAGGGAAGAUCCUGACAUCAAAAUGUUAACCAUCUCAUCCUUCUCAUCUUGAUCCCUUCUUCUCUUUCUUCACACCCCGAUCCACAUUAGCCUUCUUCUCUUCUCAAAAUCCAUGGCCGAUUCCCGCAAGAAGACUAUCAUCGACACUGACCCUGGCAUCGAUGAUGCUAUGGCCAUUUUUCUGGCUUUACAAUCCCCAGAGUUGGAUGUGCUUGGACUAACCACUAUUUUUGGGAAUGUUUAUACUACUCUUUCCACAAGAAAUGCCUUGCAUCUGUUGGAGAUUGCUGGUAGGACUGACAUCCCAGUGGCUGAAGGAUCGCAUGUCACAAUAACUGUAAACUCCAUUAUCUUACAUCCACUGCUUCUCGUAUCAUGUGCUCUACUUGUUUAGUAGAGUUUUGAAUUU